UGUUUUCAGUAAAGAGAAAUUUUACCACUGAAAGAGGUACCAAUUCUUCAUUAGUGUCUUCAAGUCAUCUUUGCAUUUCAGUACUUGUCACACUUGGUAAUUUGUAUUUCCUGUGUGAUUAUCAAACAUCUAUCCGCCCUCCGGGAGGGCAAAUAUCUAUCUUUCAACACCAGUCUUUCCCCAAAUUAAGCGAGACUCUCAAUUUUCAGCAAUACCACCAUCUAGUGGCAAGUGCAGUUACUUCCGCCCCGUUUUACAACAUACAUCGGUAUACACGCGUGUGGUUCAAGGGCUCUCAAACUUGUUUGUCCAGCUUAACUGUUCCUUCCAAAACCAGAAUAAUGGCAGACCUUUUCAACUUGUUAUGUGGAAAAGGCCUGCCAGUAGACACUGGCAGUUAUUUUAAAAUCACAAUCUUCUUUUUAAACCGUUGACUCCUGAUGUUGGUUAUCUUCCAGCAAUCGAUGGCAAGUGACAGAAACAGCUUUUCGUGGUUGUCAGCCUUCUUAAUCUGGGGGCUUGUAUGCUUUUAAUAUGUUAUAUUGCAGGUAAUAUACUCUUUUUCUGAAGCAACAGGUUAAAAAGCAGAGAAAAAGGCAAACCUGUUAUAUGUGAGAGAUGGCAUACAUACAAGUAAAUGCGCAAAGAAUAGGUUAUCAGCGGGUCCAAUUGGUCAUUGCAUAAGAAGAAAAUGAUCUCUGUUGGCCCUCAACUUUUCAGGGUCCCCCAGAAACAAUAAUGCCCGCAAAGUACAUGGCACGUCGACGCACAUAAUUUCUUCUGAGUGCCGGUAAGGUAUGGAGCACAAGAAACAGUCCUCAUUCCUUCAGCCUAGCGUGGUGUGGUCUACUUUAUAAUGUCUAUCACAUCUGAAAUAAGGUGUACUUUGAGUUUCAAUCAAAAUAUCGUUUUUAUUAUGGAAAAAAUGCAGUAUACAGAGUAAAAAGAAUCAUCUCUGCAUUCCCUCCAUCCAAGGAGAGUUCUGUUUUUCUUUUCUUCUUCUUCUUCUUUUUUUUUUUUUUAAGACAGGGUCUUGCUCACUUGCCUGGACUAGAGUGUAGUGGUGACUGCAUAUAGCUCACUGCAACCGCCAACCCAUGGACACAAGCGAUCCUCCUGCCACUGCCUCCCAAGUAGUUGGGACUACAGGUGGCCGAGCCCAGUUUAAUUUCAUGCUUUUUGUACAGACGCGGUCCCCCUAUUGCCUGGGCUGGUCUCCAACUCCUCGCCUCAAGCCAUCCUCCGGCCUCGACUACCCAAAACAUUAGGAUUACAGGCGUGGACCCCUGCACCCAGACAAGGUAGAAUUCUUAACAUUUCUUAACGUCAGAUUCUUCCCCUCUGUUGCAAUUACAUAUAUACACCUUGUUUAUUUAAAAAUCAGGUUUUUUUGGUUAAACACGUACAUUGCAAAUUAUUAUUUUUCAGAGACAGACUCUCGUUUUGUCGCCCUCGGUAGAGUGCCGUAGUGUCACAGCUCACAGCAACCUCCAACUCCUGAGCUUAGGCGAUUCUCUUGCCUCAGCCUCCCGAGUAGCUGGGACCACAGGCGCCCACCACAACGCCCAGCUAUUUUUUCUUGCAGUUUGGCCGGGGCCGGGUUCGAACCCACCACCCUCGGUAUAUGGUGCCGGCGCCCUAUCCAUUGAGCCAUAGGCGCCGCCCAGUAUACUGCUUAUUAUUAAUAACAUGUGGAGAGAGACAGCUUUGCUCGUAAUUCCUGGCUGAGGGACGCGUGGUCGGAAGCGCAGAAACUCGGAGGCCUGGCUGACUAGAGAGGGCGUGAUAACCAAGAUCUGGAUCCCGGACGAACACCGGGCCCAGACAAGUUCAGCGCUCCACCAGACACCUCCAGUCUGCCAGCGCCGACGUCUCUAGCGGACACCCUACGGGACCCGAGACACCCAGCAGGCGCGGCUAGUGCGCAGGCGUCAGGCAUAGAAAGCGGAAGCGGAAGUCUUGACGCGGUGGGUCGGUUCCCUCAGCGACCACGAACGAUGCGCGGUUUGGAGGAGCCGAAGCCUAGGGCCACAGCGACCCCGUGCGGCUGCGUGAAGCCGGCUCUGGAGACAGGGAAUCUUUUAACUGAGCCAAUAGGCUACUUGGAAUCCUGUUUCUCGACCAAGAAUGGUACUCCAAGGCAGCCAUCCAUUUGUAGCCAUUCCCGGGCUUGUUUGAAAAUUAGAAAAAGCAUCUUUAAUAAUCCUGAACAUUCCUUGAUGGGCCUAGAACAGUUUUCUCAUGUUUGGAUUUUGUUUGUUUUUCACAAAAAUGGUCAUUUGAGUUGUAAGGCAAAAGUACAGCCUCCUAGGCUGAAUGGUGCAAAGACUGGAGUUUUUUCUACAAGGAGUCCUCAUCGGCCCAAUGCAAUAGGACUGACCCUGGCAAAGCUGGAGAAAGUAGAAGGUGGAGCUAUCUACCUUUCUGGAAUUGACAUGAUACAUGGCACACCCGUACUGGACAUAAAGCCCUACAUAGCUGAUUAUGACUCGCCACAAAAUUUGGUGGAACCUUCAGGGGAUGUUAAUUUGCAGAAUAACCAGCAUAAGCCAAAAACUGUGUCCUGGUCUGAUGGCAAAACUGAUAGUUGUGAUCAGCGACAGCACUCAGGAUUCAAUGAGCCACAUCCUCAUCACAGCACUAAGGAGAAGCCUAAACGAUCUGAGGACAGAACUUCAGAAGACAACUGUCUGAAACACAGCAACACGGCAAAAACCCAGCGAACCUUGCCCACACACAGGGAGAGAGCAGUGAGUUUUGGUUUGGAGUCAAGAAGUGAUGAGAGACCAAGUAUGGCAGAAGAGCACAUUAGCCCCCAUUGCCUGGAGAAGAGCUCAGCGGAAGGAACAGACGAAAGGCUAAGGAGAGUGGAAGGGGCAGUGGUCCCCCCGGGAGGCAGUGCAGAGACACAGCCUGCAGUGCCUCACUCUCCUGCCAGGACGGCUGAGGGGGGGCCUGGCAGUGUGGUUCCCGCCUGGGUGAGACAGGCCCCCGUGGCCACAUUAGAAGUACGGUUUACUCCUCACGCCGAGAUGGACCUUGGGCAGCUCAGUUCAGGAGGUGAAACAGAUAUUGGUCAGUCGUCAUUUAAAUAUUUUCAAUCAGCAGAGGAAGCAAAGCGUGCCAUUGAGGCUGUGCUGUCAGCCGAUCCUCGGUCCGUGUACCGCCGGAAGCUCUGCCAGGACCGCCUGUUCUACUUCACUGUAGACACAGUACAUGUCACUUGCUGGUUUGGUGAUGGCUUUGCAGAGGUUCUAAGGAUCAAGCCGACUUCUGGGCCUGUUCAAGUGACUUGACCGUGGAGUCCUUGGAGCCUCCAUCAUGUCCUUAGACAGCCUCGUUGUGGCUUUUGGAUUUUCUGCAUAAGCUAAUGAUGUAUAGCAUAGCACUUGGCAAUCUCACUGCUUUUUUGAGCUAUUUCAAAUAUUUAUUUGAAAAAGAUAUAUUUUAAUAAAUUUAACUGAGAGAUAUAUUGAUAUUAAAGAAUCGACAGCCAGGCUCAGUGCCCAUAGCACAGUGGUUACAGCGUCGACCACAUAUACCUAGGCUGGUGGGUUCAAACCCGGCCUGGGCCAGCUAAACAACAAUGACAACUGCAACAACAACAACAACAACAAUAGCCAGGUGUUGUGUCGGGCUCCUAUAGUCCUAGCUACUUGCGAGGCUGAGGCAAGAGAAUCGCUUAAGCCCAAGGGUUUGAGAUUGCUGUGAGCUGUGAUGCCACAGACCGAGGGUGAGAUAGUGAGACUCUUAUCUCAAAAAAAAAAAAAAAAGAAUCCACAGGCAAUACUGUCUUGAUUUCUAAAAGAAGCUGAUUGUUCUUGGAACACUUGAUAAAAUCAUUCUAGCAGAGACUUUCUAGGCAGAAAUCAUUCUAGCAGAGACUUUCAAGUUGAGGGGAUCUGAUCAAUAGUUCGCAAUGGUUUCCUAUCUGGAAAAGUAUGACCUCUCUGUUAUAUUCUUUUUGUUGUUGUUGAGACAGGGUCCCACUAUGCCCCUGAUCAGAGUGCAGUGGGCGUGGUAGCUCACCACAACCUCAGACUCGGGCUGCGGGCACCCCGCUGCCUCAGCCUCCGGAAGCCGCUGGGAUUACAGGCGCUCGCCGCGGCGCCCGGCUGGGUUUUUCCAUUUUUUUCACGAGUCGGGGUCUCACUGUCGCUCAGGCGAGUCUCGAACUCCUGAGCUUAAGCGAUUCUCCCUCCUCAGCCUCCCACAGUGCUGGGAUUACAG
Molecule: messenger RNA, 4230 nt
Organism: Nycticebus coucang (slow loris)
Lineage: Eukaryota; Metazoa; Chordata; Mammalia; Primates; Lorisidae
Gene: TRMO
Product: tRNA methyltransferase O
Exons: 6
Coding region: 1998-3296 (432 amino acids)
Source: RefSeq, a predicted model, not a curated record